This is a messenger RNA of Microstroma glucosiphilum, 1684 nucleotides long. RefSeq lists its product as hypothetical. The coding region runs from base 445 to 1596 and encodes 383 amino acids. Lineage: Eukaryota; Fungi; Basidiomycota; Exobasidiomycetes; Microstromatales; Microstromataceae. The record is from RefSeq and is a predicted model, not a curated record. The transcript has a single exon.
GAUAGCAGAGCUAAUCCCCCGCAUACUGGUUUGAUUCUGCUUGUUGUGCAGGAAGCGUUGCCCUGGUCGGUUCGAGGGCACAUACAGUGGCAACGAGUGCCCCCACCUCAUCGCCGCCCGCCCCGGUCUCUGCGAGCACGAGUACAAUCGCAGCGAGGAUGCCACUGUGCUCGUCAUGUUGCUAUCUGCUGCUGUGUGACCGGAGUAUCAUGCUGAAGCUCAAUCUGAAGAGAGGUUGUAGAAGUGGUAGGAUGUACACGAGGCAAUGCCCUUGCUGCCGUUUCCUCCAAGGUCUGAUUUUUGUCCCUUUCCGCAUCUCCCGCGGGAAUUUUGGGUCUGCAGUCGAAGUCAGUCACUCCUUCCCCCCCAGGGGCGUACGCAGACUAGUCUACCUCACCGCACCAUACCAAGACAGUACAAGUACGCAAGGCACUGCCAUCUGACAUGCCACCGAAAGCAUCAGGAUCCGCUGCAGGAGGGGGAAGGAAGAGGCGUAGGGUGCGCAAAGCUCGUACCAAUGCAGCCCUUGAAGCGUCCUCGUCGUCAUCCUCUUCGUCCUCCUCUUCAUCCUCAUCCUCGUCAGAUUCCUCAUCCGAUGAAGAGUCCGCCCCUGCCCCUGACCAGGCUCCGGCUCCGGCUCCAACAAGCACAGCUAGAGGGAGGCGAGCAGCUGGCAAAAGAAGGACGAACACGAUGGAUGUGGACCUAGAAAGCAGUCAAGACUCAGAUAGCGACUCAAGCUCUUCCUCUUCUUCCUCCUCCAGUUCCAGCUCCUCCGCUAGCAGCGCCGACGCCGCCUCUCGCCUCACAAGGGCCGCAGAUCCUCAGCCCUACACUACUCGUACCACCCGACCAGAAUCACCCGAGCCAGUGUACGACGAUGAGGCGGUCCUCCGUGGCAUCAUCGAAGACUCGAUCCGGGGUGACUACACUCUUGGUCAUCUCACCUUGCUCCCAGCACCCGCUUCCUCCUUGCCUCGCCCGCUCUCACCUGAUUUUCUCGCUACGGUAGAGAGACGACGACUAGCGGAUGAGAAGCGUGAGAAGGAGGAGUCAGAGGCCAAGGCUCGUGCGGAGGCCGCCUCGGGAGCGGGACUGGGGAGAGGGAGGGUGGGAGGAGGAAGACGGGGAGAGAGCGAGAUUGAGGCUGCUAGGAGAAAGGCUCGAUACGAGCACCUGCGCCGGCCUGCAGUGGAGGAUUCUGAAGACUGGAUGAGACUCUUCACCGAAAGCUUUGGAGACGAAUUGGAUAGUCUUAGGCGGGUAAGUAGAGCCUCGCAGCAAUUGACUGCACAAGGCGAUUUGAAGCUGACCCAGAACAUAUUGCUUUGCACGUCUGCAGAGAGAACCCAACCUUACACUAGCUGGCAAGGACUCUCGUCUGCCCCUGCUCAUCGAUGCCAUCUCUGCAGGCUCCGAGCCUAUCAAUCUCUGAGAGAAAGAUGCCCCCUUUCUUCGGCUGCUAUUCCUUACCUCACUCCCUGUACAAUACUGUUGCGCAUCUCUAUACAAAAGACGUCAUUCUGUUCUACCAGCUGCUGUCGACCAUGCUUCACCUCGCUUUGCUUCGCCUGCUCGCUUGUGCGUCUAUGCUGAGGCCUUUGCUGAUUGAUAAAGUGGUGUGUGGGGUGGUGUAACAGGGGAAGAGCGACUAAAGAAAAUACACAGCGAAGACGUGAGGCAG